AUGGAUCCGUUCAACCUCCCCAUCGAAUGGGCUCUCCAGCUUCUUACUGGCGUCCUCCCAGACCCCUACCUCUCCCUCGCCCGUCAACACCUGCUCUCGCCAGACUCGUCCCUCCAAUCGCUCAAGCGCCACAUAAUGUCAACAAUCGAAGCCUUCAUCUCCACCCUCAUCCCGAUCCUCCAGCCGCUCGUCGAGCGACUGACGGCUUACAUCUACGCCUCCCCCGACGUGGUGAUUCUGGCGGGCGUGCUGUUGCUCUUGGUCAUGGUGCUGCAAGUUCUGAGCUGGAUGCGGCGGGUGCUCAUGUUCUUCACCCGGCUGGCGUUCACGCUGGUGUUUUGGGCGGGCAUGGCGGCGGUGGCGUCGUGGGUGUAUAGACGCGGAGUGGAGCAGAGCGCGAGGGAUGCGACGUUUUGGUUGUCGAGGGCGAGCGGGUAUGGGCUGGGGAUUUGGAAUUUCUUCAUGACGGAGUGGCAGAGGUAUGAGGCGCAGGAUAAGGCGAGGGGUCAUGCUAAGUAUGACCGCCCUUAA
Messenger RNA from Neurospora tetraspora, 531 nucleotides. RefSeq lists its product as uncharacterized. The record is from RefSeq and is a predicted model, not a curated record. NCBI's taxonomy places the organism in Eukaryota, Fungi, Ascomycota, Sordariomycetes, Sordariales, Sordariaceae. The coding region runs from base 1 to 531 and encodes 176 amino acids. The transcript is spliced from 2 exons.